CACGUUAUGCACAUAACACAACAAUUCCUUUGUCCCAUUCUCUACUCUCUCUUUCUUCGCUGAAAAACCCUUUCUUCAAGUUGCAAUUUUUCUGUUCAUUUCUUCAACAAAUUAUUCAAACUUUUUUGUCUUGAAAUCCGGAUUUGAUUAUUAUUAAUUUGCUGCAAAUUGCGAUUCUUUGCUUUCCUUUAGAACUCUCCCAAAUCCCAGUAUCUUUGGAUUCGCCACCUUUAUUCUGCGUAGCUGCACCUUAUUCUCUCUCCAUUCCCCAUUUGGAACUCUAUCGAUCUGGAGCUAACCGCAUUCAAAGCUCUCAAAUUUCCGGUUCAGGAUGGAGAAGUACGAGCUCGUCAAGGAUAUAGGAUCUGGGAAUUUUGGGGUGGCAAGGCUCAUGCGGCACAAAGAAACCAAGGAGCUUGUUGCCAUGAAAUACAUUGAAAGGGGUCACAAGAUUGAUGAGAAUGUUGCCAGGGAAAUCAUAAACCAUAGAAGUCUUCGCCACCACAAUAUUAUUCGGUUCAAGGAGGUGGUUUUGACUCCUACUCAUCUGGGCAUUGUUAUGGAGUAUGCAGCUGGUGGAGAGCUCUUUGAGAGGAUUUGCAGUGCUGGAAGAUUCAGUGAAGAUGAGGGUCGAUAUUUCUUCCAGCAGCUCAUCUCAGGAGUUAGCUACUGUCAUUCCAUGCAAAUCUGUCAUCGAGACUUGAAGCUUGAAAACACCUUAUUGGAUGGCAGCCCUGCCCCACGGCUCAAAAUUUGUGAUUUUGGUUACUCUAAGUCAUCCCUGCUUCAUUCAAGGCCUAAGUCAACUGUGGGAACCCCAGCCUACAUUGCGCCUGAGGUUCUUUCACGCAGAGAAUACGAUGGAAAGCUAGCUGAUGUAUGGUCCUGUGGAGUGACUCUUUAUGUAAUGUUGGUGGGAGCAUACCCAUUUGAAGACCAAGACGAUCCCAAAAAUUUUAGGAAAACCAUCAAUAGAAUUAUGGCUGUUCAAUACAAGAUCCCCGACUAUGUUCACAUAUCUCAAGACUGCAGACAUAUGCUAUCUCGCAUUUUUGUGGCAAAUCCAGCUAGGAGAAUUACCAUUAAGGAACUCAAGUCCCACCCAUGGUUUCUAAAGAACUUGCCUAGAGAAUUAACAGAAGUAGCUCAAGCUGCCUACUACAGAAAAGAAAAUCCAACCUUUUCACUUCAGAGUAUAGAGGACAUCAUGAAUAUUGUUGAGGAGGCCAAGAUUCCACCUCCGGCGUCCAGGUCAGUUGGAGGAUUUGGUUGGGGAGGAGAAGAAGAUGAGGAUGAAACAAAAGAAGCAGAGGUUGAGGCUGAGGAAGAUGAGUAUGAAAAGAGAGUCAAAGAAGCACAAGCAAGCGGGGAAUUUCAUGUUAGUUAGUGUUGAUUUUUAGAUAGAGCAAUAGAUUCUUGGUUUCCUUCGCACCUGGUUUAGUUCAACUAAGGUGAGUGUUCUGCUCGUAUGUAUAAAAUUCAGUUUUCCGCAUAGGACUUGUAGUUGAAUAAACGGAUGUACAUUUUUUCUAAGGUUGUUAAAUUGACUAUCUUAUAAAUAUUAA
Messenger RNA from Vigna angularis (adzuki bean), 1565 nucleotides. Its product is annotated as serine/threonine-protein kinase SAPK6. Bases 332 to 1387 code for a protein of 351 amino acids. Gene Ontology annotation, molecular function: protein serine/threonine kinase activity; ATP binding. Gene Ontology annotation, biological process: intracellular signal transduction; protein phosphorylation. Lineage: Eukaryota; Viridiplantae; Streptophyta; Magnoliopsida; Fabales; Fabaceae. The transcript is spliced from 9 exons. The record is from RefSeq and is a predicted model, not a curated record.